Messenger RNA from Mycena citricolor, 651 nucleotides. Lineage: Eukaryota; Fungi; Basidiomycota; Agaricomycetes; Agaricales; Mycenaceae. The record is from the annotation of a GenBank genome assembly.
GAUGAUCUGAUCAUCGUUACCUCUCGGAUUAGACACAGUCAGAAAGCAUCCAUGUUGGAUGCCGCUCUCGCACGAGUCAAUCGAGAAUCGAGGAGCACGAAGAGGAUGACAUGUGUCACGGAGGGUCACAAUCUUCACGCACUUCUUGGCUGUGACCUUUGCGUCCCAUAGCGCUAGGUGAUAUCGAAAGACGAGUCUUAUACUGCUCCUCCCGCCUUGAAUGAACACCCUGGUGUCUUUCAGCCGAUAAAACUAUUUCCGGAGGCAACUCUGUUUACAGAAACUUUCGGGAGCUGGUGUCAAGUUGCCACUCUGCUACUUUCCUUGGCUAUCUGCUGACAUCACCUUGAAUCCUUUUGGCGGAGUCUGUUUUUUUUUCUCGUGCAUCUCGGUUACACUUUUUGUUUUGUCGGCAUUUCUUGUCUCCAAUCGAGAUUUCACACUCGGAAGGCUCUCGUAUUUUUGUCGAAUAACGAUCGUUUCUGGAUGGAUCUGACGAUGGCCAUUUGUUGGAUCUACCGUAUCUCGCUCCUCGAUUGUCCUAGUCUGUUUGAUUUGUAGACACUUUCUCUCCGAUCUUGGUCUGACUCAUUUAUGGCAUUCCGAUCUAUACCAUGCAGCCGUCCGUCCGUUCGGCCUCGCAAUCUUUCG